AUGAAGGGUACUAAUGACAUAAAUUGUAUUUUGGAUCUUCUGUUAGACUGCUUUGCAUGCUCUUUGGAUACUGGUUUUCGUGUAUAUAACAUCUCACCAUUGACUGAAAAGACAAGACUAGAAUUUGACCAAGUUGGCAGUGUCAGCCAAACUCAAUUGCUUUACAGGUGCAAUCUAUUGGCCGUUGUUGGUGGUGGCUUAUUUCCUCAAUACUCACCUAAUGAUGUUUUAAUUUGGGAUGAUCUUAAAAGGCAAUUCGUAUUACGGUACUCUUUUAAAUCGUCAGUCUUAGCAGUACGAAUGAGACGAAAUAGGAUUAUUGUUGUAUUAAGUAAGAUGCUAUACGUAUUCUCAUUUCCUAAUACCAGCAAAUUACUUUAUUCGUUUGCUACAGCAGAAAACCCAAACGGUCUUUGUGAAAUCUCUUCUAGUACUAAUCAUGCAGUAUUGGUUUUUCCUGGCAAGAUAACCGGUAGAUUGCAACUAAUUGAUUUGAUGCAACAUCGAGAUGAUGACAAGAGUCAUCAGCCGGUCAUUAACGCUCACGAAAAUGCUUUGGCCUGUAUAGCUUUAAAUCAUCAGGGUUCACGUGUAGCGACUGCGUCAGUGAAGGGGACCCUAAUACGAAUAUUUGAUACUUCCUCUCAGCAAAAGUUAUUUGAAUUCAGGCGUGGAUUAGAUCCUGCUACACUAUAUUGUAUGAAUUUUAGUUUAAAUUCGGAAUACCUGUGUGCAUCUAGCGAUAAAGGAACAGUCCACAUCUUUGCUCUUAAUCUCACUUCUUUAAAUCGGAGAUCUGCAUUAUCUAAAAUUGGACUAUAUGGGCAAUACGUAGAUUCGGUUUGGGAUUUUACUAAUUUUACCAUUCCUUUAGAAUGUGCUUGUAUAUGUGCCUUUACCAGUGACCAUACUAAUCAAAUUUUUUUAGUUAUAUGCAUCAAUGGCACAUUCCACAAAUACAAAUUUUCAUUGGACGGAGUUUGUACCCGUACGGAAUAUGGCAUGUAUCUUUGCAUUGGCGACAACGAAUUUUAG
Molecule: messenger RNA, 1035 nt
Organism: Trichoplax adhaerens
Lineage: Eukaryota; Metazoa; Placozoa; Uniplacotomia; Trichoplacea; Trichoplacidae
Exons: 10
Coding region: 1-1035 (344 amino acids)
Biological process (GO): nucleophagy; autophagy of mitochondrion; protein lipidation
Cellular component (GO): extrinsic component of membrane; cytosol; phagophore assembly site membrane
Molecular function (GO): phosphatidylinositol-3-phosphate binding; phosphatidylinositol-3,5-bisphosphate binding; protein binding
Source: RefSeq, a predicted model, not a curated record